UUGACUUUCUAGUAUCAGCUCAAAAGAGCUCCGAUCUGGUGGCUGGAGGAUCAGUCCGUUGCACAGCCCAAAUGAAAUUGCUAGCAGGUGCUCUGUUUAUUGUGGCAUGGACCACAUCUUGUACCCCAAGCCAAAUCUUGACGGUCCCUGAAGACUGCAAUGAUGCAAAAAUAGAUAAGGAUGCGGAGGUGGCCCUCGAUCUAAUCAAUAAGUAUCGCACAGAUGGCUACAUUUUUGCCCUGUUUCGUGUUGCUGAUGCUCAUGUGCAACAUCUGAAAAAUGCAUCUUUAGUGUACCUAACUUUGGAUGUCUUGGAAACAAAAUGUCCUGUAAUAUCCGGAAAACACUGGUCAUCUUGUGGACACAGACCAUUCUUAAGUAUAACGGAUUUGGGGCAAUGUAAGGCUGUUAUGUAUAUAAAUGAACUUUUCGAGACAGAAGAACUAUAUGCGUACAACUGCACUGUCAGUCCAGUUCCACCAAAAAUAUAUGAAUGUAAGCACUGCCCUGUAAGAACAACAGUUCUAGAGGACACUGAUAAGUACACUGAAGAAGCCAGCAAGAUCUUGGAGGAGUACAUGCUGGGGAGCAACGAGUCAAAUUAUUUCAAGGUGGAGAAAGUCCAAAAAGUUUUCAGCGCAGUGGCCGAUCGUACGGUAUUCAUUGUUGAAUUCAUCAUAAAAGAGACAAAAUGCUCCAGAAACACUCAUCCAAGAAAUGUUUCCAAAUGUGAAUUCCUGCCUGAUGGAAAAGCUAAUCUGGGAUUCUGCACAGGAAGAAUAGUUAAAGAGACAAAAGUUCCAGAUGUGGUCGUAGUAGACUCCUGUGAAAUCUGUGAUAUUCUGUAUUGCAGCGUCCUCAACCAUAGUCACCACUUCCACCAUGAUUCAGGAGAAGACCAUCGUCACUGCAAUGCAACUGGGCAUGAAUGCAAACAUGUGCUACACAGACAUCAUCAUCAUCAUCAUCACCCUCAUCAUCCUCACCAUCAUCAUCAUACUCAUCCUCACCAUCAUCAUCAUCAUCAUCAUCAU
Molecule: messenger RNA, 1034 nt
Organism: Python bivittatus (Burmese python)
Lineage: Eukaryota; Metazoa; Chordata; Lepidosauria; Squamata; Pythonidae
Gene: HRG
Product: histidine rich glycoprotein
Biological process (GO): regulation of platelet activation; negative regulation of endopeptidase activity; negative regulation of fibrinolysis
Cellular component (GO): blood microparticle; extracellular region
Molecular function (GO): zinc ion binding; serine-type endopeptidase inhibitor activity; heparin binding
Source: RefSeq, a predicted model, not a curated record